AUGAUCGGGAAUUUCAAGAUCGUGCCACGGCCGCCACGCCGGACCUUGAUUUGUCUACUGGGCACUUGCAUUGUGUUAGCAGCCUUGGUCGUGUGUCGACAUACUUCGGAAUCUAUAUUCGAAAUCCGAAGCCGAGAGAACAACCCCUUCCUAUCAAACCACAGGAUUAUGCAUUCGACCAUAAACGAUACCUUGGGCUUCUCCAAAGUCUUUGUCGUGGGUUUGCCCGGGCGCACGGAUAAACGCGAUGCAUUUGCCUUGACAGGCACCCUCACUGGGUUCCACGUGGAAUUUGUGGACGGCGUUCAAGGCGAAUCAGUUCCCGACAAAGCGCUGCCCGCUGGAAUUGACAGGCAAGCGCUAAGAAAUGAGAACUUAGGGAGUUGGAGAGGUCAUAUGAACGUCGUGAGGAGGAUAGUUGAAGAAGAUAUAGAGUCUGCGCUGAUUGUCGAGGAUGAUAUGGACUGGGACGUGCGCCUGAAAACCCAGCUAAAAGAAGUCGCUCAAGGCGCUCGCAGCAUCUUGUCACCUACCGGUGGUACACAGCUUUCUUCGCCUUAUGGUGAUGAUUGGGACGUACUAUGGCUGGGCCACUGCGGCGAAAUAUUCCCUGAGACAUUGCCCGAAAAUCUAGGGAAGCCAGAGUAUCCCAAGUAUACUAUCUAUAACGACGAGACCGUGCCACCUCUGAGCAGGAUCACUGGCCUUGUGGACUUUACCCGGUACCCGGAAUUCACACGCUGGAUUCACGUGUCGGGAGGUCCCAUAUGCAGCUUCGCGUACGCGCUCUCACAGUCAGGCGCUCGCAAAGUCCUCUUCGAUUUGUCAGUGGACCACCUCCGAGGCGCAUUCGAUAACGCGCUUGCCGACCUCUGUAGGGACGGAGCAUCAGGCAACCCCGGUGGGCUUCGAGCCAAGUGCAUCAGUGUAACGCCGCCAAUCUUCUUCCAUCAUCGAGCGAAAGGACGUGUCACAAGAGACAGCGAUAUCCAGGAUUUCGAAAGUGAGGAUCAACCUCUACGCGCGAAGGGGACAACAGAAAACAUAGUGUGGAGCGCGAGGAACAAUAUCAGGAACAUGAUACUUGGCUUGGAGAUGGAGAAUCAGUUUGAAGGCCAGUCGAGCCAUGAUGGAAAUAUGCACAUAAACUAG
Messenger RNA from Xylaria bambusicola, 1152 nucleotides. Its product is annotated as glycosyltransferase family 25 protein. Bases 1 to 1152 code for a protein of 383 amino acids. Lineage: Eukaryota; Fungi; Ascomycota; Sordariomycetes; Xylariales; Xylariaceae. The record is from RefSeq and is a predicted model, not a curated record. The transcript is spliced from 4 exons.